AUCCGAACGCGCUUAUGAGAACCAGUUGAUGCAAGGAAUACAAAGUAGGUCCUUGAUGAAUCAUCGCGCAUGCUGAGCACAAUUCUUCCAUAGCAGUGCGCGCGUGUGGUAUGCCGAUAUACCCAUCGUCGCCACGGGGAGUUAUGCGAACCCGAGAACCGCCCGAGAGUUGCAUGGUGGCGGCCGUCCGUCUUCAUACUGCUUUGCUCCAAGAUUCCCAUCUUCGCGCCCAUGUGGUACAUGCUGGUCUGAACUACCUCGCAUGCUCGCCGCCGCGGUUCACUGUUCCGGUCGGGUAUGGGCAGAGAGGCAUGGGCAGGCGGCAAAAAAAAGAAAAACGCAGACUCGCCCACUCGGGCUCGACUGGAAAUCUAGAUAGCCGUCAUCAAGGCGGAGAGCACAACGCUUGGUACCCGAACCGACUGUCAGGACCGCGCCCGCUCACUCCCACUCAGACUGUUUGGAACAUCGUCCCGUCUCUCGCCCUGGCCCGAACUGUUGAAACCAACCCGCCCUCUUGGUAUAAAGGCCUCCAACUGGUACCUGGGUUGUCGAACCGGGGCCUCUCUCUGCGCUACGCAAACUCCAUCAGUUCCUCGCAACUGUUUGACCGAAGAGGCUAGGACCACGACCGAUCCCCGAACGACAGCACCGUGCUUCCGAGGUUAACCUGCGCCGCGACCACACUUUAUAGCUCUGGAUUUCCACCUUAUCUAGAGGUUGGAUCGACCGUUUGAGGUUUGGGGUUCUGGAAGCUCUUGAGACUCGGCUUUCUCAUUCUCUCUCUCCUCUUCCUUUCGUUAAUAACGACGAUUGCGCGAAGUUUGUGAUAGGACCGGUAGCAUUGGUUGCUUUCGAGACAACAAUAUCCGAAAUGAGGUCGACACUCUCGCAGAGCGUGCUCUUUCUGCUCUACGGCCUCGCUAUAGCGGCCCCGUCCAACUCGGGCGUCGCGAAGAGGCAGGAUGAGCCGGCAGC
This is a messenger RNA of Colletotrichum navitas, 978 nucleotides long. RefSeq lists its product as uncharacterized. The record is from RefSeq and is a predicted model, not a curated record. Lineage: Eukaryota; Fungi; Ascomycota; Sordariomycetes; Glomerellales; Glomerellaceae. The coding region runs from base 111 to 623 and encodes 170 amino acids. The transcript is spliced from 2 exons.